GUCAGAGGUUCUCAGUGGUCAGUCUGUCCAGGAGCAUCAAACAGACCUGGACUCCAUAUUUAUGCUGCUUGAGGAGAACAUUGUCACUUUUGUGAAGAAGGAGCUGAAGAGGUUCCAGAAGGUUCUGAGUUCAGAUUACCCAGAGUGCUUAGGGAGACAGAGGAAAGAGGAGGAGCAGAGCAGGAGUACCAGAGAGGCACUUCUGAAGAUCACCCAGCACUUCCUGAGGAGUAUGAAGCAGGAGGAGCUGGCUGCCCGUCUGGAGAGCAAAAACCUUGUUCCCAUGUGCCGGAGUAACCUCAAAGCUGCUCUGAAGGAGAAGUUUCAGUGUUUGUUUGAGGGCAUCGCUAAACCAGGAGAGUCAACACUUCUGAAUCAGAUCUACACAGAGCUCUACAUCACGGAGGGAGGCAGUGGAGAGGUCAAUAAUGAACAUGAGGUCAGGCAGAUUGAAACAGCAUCCAGGAAACCAGCGAGACCAGAAACACUGAUCACAUGUGAGGACAUCUUUAAACCCUUACCUGGACAAGAUAAACCAAUCAGAACAUUGAUGACAAGGGGAGUGGCUGGCAUCGGUAAAACAGUCUUAACACAGAAGUUCACUCUGGACUGGGCUGAAAACAAAACCAACCCCAAUAUACACUUCACAUUUCCAUUCACGUUCAGAGAGCUGAAUGUGCUGAAAGAUAAAAAGUUCAGCUUGGUGGGACUUCUUCAUCACUUCUUUAUUGAAACAAAAGAAGAAGGAAUCUGCAGCUUUGACGAGUUCCAAGUUGUGUUCAUCUUUGACGGUCUGGAUGAGUGUCGACUUCCUCUGGACUUCCAGAACAAUGAGAUCUGGACUGAUGUCACAAAGUCCACCUCAGUGGAUGUGCUGCUGACAAACCUCAUCAAGGGGAAUAUGCUUCCAUCUGCUCGCCUCUGGAUAACCACACGGCCUGCAGCAGCCAACCAGAUCCCUCCUGAGUGGGUUGACAUGGUGACAGAGGUGAGAGGGUUCACUGAUCCACAGAAGGAGGAGUACUUCAGAAAGAGAUUCAGAGAUAAGGAGCAAGCCAGAAGAAUCAUCUCACACAUCAAGACAUCACGAAGCCUCCACAUCAUGUGUCACAUCCCAGUCUUCUGUUGGAUCACUGCUACAGUUCUGGAUCACGUGUUGGGAACAGAUGAGAGAGGAGAGAUGCCCAAGACCCUGACUGAGAUGUACAUCCACUUCCUGGUGGUUCAGUCCAUCCAGGGGAAUGUGAAGUAUCAUGGGAGAUCCGAGACAGAGCCACACUGGAAUACAGAGAGCAGGGAGAUGAUUGAGUCUCUGGGGAAACUGGCCUUUGAACAGCUGAAGAAAGGCAACCUGAUCUUCUAUGAAGCAGACCUGACAGAGUGUGGCAUUGAUAUCAGAGCAGCCUCAGUGUACUCAGGAGUGUUCACACAGAUCUUUAAAGAGGAGUGUGGACUCUACCAGGACAAGGUCUUCUGCUUUGUCCAUCUGAGCAUUCAGGAGUUUCUGGCUGCUCUUUAUGUCUUUCUCUCAUUCAUCAAAACUAAAGCCAAUCUGCUGUCAGAAACCCAGUCAACCUCCUGCAGGUCUAAACCACUUGGAGAUGAACGUAAAAAAACAGACCUCUACCAGACAGCAGUGGACAAGGCCUUAGAGAGUCCAAACGGACAUCUGGACUUGUUCCUGCGCUUCCUCCUGGGCCUCUCACUGGAGCGCAGUUGGAAUCUCCUACGAGGCCUGCUGGGAAAGACAGGAAAUAAGUUAAAGACCAAUAAGAAAACAGUCCUGUACAUCCAGGAGAAGAUCAGGGAGGAUCUCUCUCCAGAGAGAAGCAUCAAUCUGUUCCACUGUCUGAAUGAACUGAAUGACCAUUCUCUAGUGAAGGAGAUCCAACAGUACCUGACAUCAGGAAGACUCUCCACAGACCAGCUCUCUCCUGCUCAGUGGUCAGCUCUGGUCUUCAUCUUACUGUCUUCAGAAAAGGAGCUGGAGGUGUUUGACCUGAAGAAAUACUCUGCUUCAGAGGAGGGUCUUCUGAGGCUGCUGCCAGUGGUCAAAGCCUCCAGUACAGCUCUGUUGAGUUCCUGUAAUCUGUCAAACAGAAGCUGUGAAGUUGUGUCCUCAGUCCUCAGCUCCACCUCCUCUAGUGUGAGAGAGCUGGACCUGAGUAACAAUGAUCUGCAGGAUUCAGGAGUCAAGCUGCUCUCUGCUGGACUGGGGAGUCCACAAUGUAGACUGGAAACUCUCAGGUUGUCGGGCUGUCUGGUCUCAGAGGAAGGUGUUUCUUCUCUGAUCUCAGCUCUGAGCUCCAACCCGUCCCAUCUGAGAGAGCUGGACCUGAGCUACAACCAGCCAGGAGACUCAGGAGGGGAGCUGCUCUCUGCUGGACUGGAGGAUCCACACUGCAGACUGGACUCUCUCAGGCUGGACCAUGCUGGAGGGUGCUGGUUGGAGCCAGGUCUGAGGAAGUAUGCCUGUGAACUCACACUGGACCCAAACACAGCACACAGACGCCUCCUUCUGUGUGAGGACAACAGAAAGGUGACAUGGGUGAAGGAGGAGCAGUCGUAUCCUGAUCAUCCAGACAGAUUUGACUUCUGGACACAGGUUCUAAGUAGAGAGAGUCUGACUGACCGCUGUUACAUGGAGGUACAGUGGGAAGGACUUGUUCAUAUAGGAGUGACUUACAGAGGAAUCACAAGGAGAGGAAGAGGACGGCAGCACAGCAUCCAUGGCGACGAGCAUCAAGCUGGUCUGAAGAUCCCAAGGGUCACAGCACCAAUGUAACGGUUUCAAACGGGUCUCAGCACCGGUGUAGUGGAUGUGGACAGGGCACAGAAGGAGGCAACUCUCAAGGACUGUUUCUCAGCAUCCAUUGGCUCUGCAGAAGACAAUGAUAACACAUUUUUUUGGUCUCUCUUCUGCACCUCUGCUCCUCAUCAAUGCAAUAUGGCACUA
Messenger RNA from Lampris incognitus (smalleye Pacific opah), 2956 nucleotides. RefSeq names its product NACHT, LRR and PYD domains-containing protein 12-like. The coding region runs from base 62 to 2785 and encodes 907 amino acids. The record is from RefSeq and is a predicted model, not a curated record. Gene Ontology annotation, molecular function: protein binding. Lineage: Eukaryota; Metazoa; Chordata; Actinopteri; Lampriformes; Lampridae. The transcript has 8 exons.